Messenger RNA from Centruroides sculpturatus (bark scorpion), 576 nucleotides. RefSeq lists its product as uncharacterized. The coding region runs from base 1 to 576 and encodes 191 amino acids. The record is from RefSeq and is a predicted model, not a curated record. The transcript is spliced from 2 exons. Gene Ontology annotation, cellular component: cytosol. NCBI's taxonomy places the organism in Eukaryota, Metazoa, Arthropoda, Arachnida, Scorpiones, Buthidae. Gene Ontology annotation, biological process: neurogenesis.
AUGGCUGCUGAAACAGAUUCAUUCGUGGACAGUUUUCGUUUGGAAUCCCUACGAAACGCAAUGGACAUCUACGGCAUCAGCAAACGAUACCGGAUCGAAAAACUUUUUGUAGAAUGUCAAUCUUUCAUAAUUUACGACUUGAACUUGUCAAAUGUUUGCCGAAUACACGAUUUCGCUUGCGAACAAAUGGACAGAUGGCUGCAGUAUCACUGCUGGGAAUUUUUCGAUGAAGAAUGGAAAGAGAUAUUUCUCGCGGACGACUUUUUACAAUGCAAAAGGACGACGAUCGACCGAUUACUCUCUCGUCCCGUUUACGAAUCAUUAACGGAAGUGUCUUUGUUCCUCGCAGUUUACAACUGGGUGAAAGUUCGUCUGCAACGACGAGCGGAAGUAAGUGGAGAAUUGCCUCCGAACGACGCUACCCAAAUGGAAAGAUGUAGAAUAAACAUGGAGCCGUUCAUUCCCAAAAUUCGGUUUCUGGCCAUGAGUGAGAAAGAGCUGAGAAAUGUGGUAUUCCCUUUGAACUGUUUAAGCGAAGUAGAAAAACAAAGCAUAACAAAGUCCGAGCAAAGAUGA